Molecule: messenger RNA, 2047 nt
Organism: Lacerta agilis (Sand lizard)
Lineage: Eukaryota; Metazoa; Chordata; Lepidosauria; Squamata; Lacertidae
Gene: TCEA1
Product: transcription elongation factor A1
Exons: 10
Coding region: 258-1172 (304 amino acids)
Biological process (GO): transcription elongation by RNA polymerase II; DNA-templated transcription; positive regulation of transcription by RNA polymerase II
Cellular component (GO): nucleus
Molecular function (GO): nucleic acid binding; zinc ion binding
Source: RefSeq, a predicted model, not a curated record
GCUCUCUUUGCUUAGGCUUGAUGAGCGUAGCCUGGCGCCGAGGCUGCCGAGCUGUCGCUUCUGGGUCAGGCCGGUUUAUGUGCUGUGAGCGGCCCGGGCUGUGGGUUGGCGGCUCCAUCUUUGCUGGCGCCGGAGUCAUUGCGGAGCAGCAGCAGCAGCAGCAGCAGCCGAGGCAGCGUUAGGCAUUCGCGGCGGCGGCUGAACUUCGCUCCCCAUCACCCGCACAUCGUGGAGCGUAGGCGCCGCGGGCAGUCGCCAUGAGCGCCGAGGAUGAGAUCAUUCGCAUCGCGAAGAAGAUGGACAAGAUGGUGCAGAAAAAGAACGCGGCUGGGGCUCUUGACUUACUCAAAGAACUUAAGAAUAUGCCCAUGACUCUGGAGUUAUUACAGUCUACAAGAAUUGGAAUGUCAGUGAAUGCAAUACGCAAGCAAAGCACAGAUGAAGAAGUUACAUCCUUAGCAAAAUCUCUCAUUAAGUCAUGGAAGAAGUUAUUAGAUGGACCAGCAAAUGAUAAGGAUUCUGAAGAAAAGAAAAAAGAAGCAGCUUCUUCAUCACAAAACAGUCCUGAAGCAAGAGAAGAAAGUAGUUGCAGCAGCAACUCAAGCAGUAAGAAAGAAGAAGCUAAUGCUUCGUCAGAAUCAUUUAUUUCCUCCUUUCCUCGAGCUCCAAGCACAUCAGAUUCUGUACGGAUGAAAUGCCGAGAAAUGUUAGCGGCGGCUCUCAAAACAGGAGAUGAUUAUAUUGCUAUUGGUGCUGAUGAGGAAGAGCUGGGUUCUCAGAUUGAAGAAGCUAUAUUUCAAGAACUAAAAAAUACAGACAUGAAAUACAAAAAUAGGGUACGCAGCAGGAUAGCAAAUCUUAAGGACACUAAGAAUCCUAAUCUAAGGAAAAACGUUUUAUGUGGGAAUAUACCUCCUGACAGGUUUGCUAAAAUGACAGCAGAGGAGAUGGCAAGUGAUGAACUGAAAGAGAUGAGAAAAAAUCUUACCAAAGAAGCCAUAAGAGAGCAUCAAAUGGCUAAAACAGGAGGAACUCCGACUGAUCUCUUUACAUGUGGCAAAUGUAAAAAGAAGAAUUGUACUUACACCCAGGUUCAAACUCGAAGUGCUGAUGAACCUAUGACAACAUUUGUUUUAUGUAAUGAAUGUGGAAACAGAUGGAAGUUCUGCUAGAAGAAGAAAUUCUUGAAAUCUGGACCAGUAUGAAAGAGGAUUUUAUAAUUAGCUUUAAGAACUAGGUCAAGCAUCUAGAUUCCUGCAAAAGUUUUUGGCUUUCCUUUUCCUUUCAUGCAGACAUCUCUGAAGUUAAAUUUUGGAUUUUGACACAGCCACCCUGUAGUUAAUAGCCUGUAGAGCCAGGAAGCUCAACUGUAUGGUGUAAUUUCGAUCCCCUCCCCCAUUUUUAUAAGCAAGUCUACAUUAAACUUUUAUCAAUGACAUUUGGGUAACUGCUUUUUUCUUAACUUCGUGAACAAAGAGUUGUGUAUCUCUGCAUUUGGCAUAUCCACCUGAAUUUUUUUUCUUGUAGAAUAAAAUUCAUAUUUAAUAGUACAUUCCUUUUUAACCAUUUUGGUGUGUUAGAUCAAAUAGUUUUGCUUUGUACUCUCAUAAUAAACUAUGAUUUGUGUGGGUGACUAGACUGCAUAAACCAUUUUUUCAGUGGCCCUCAAUUCUUCAUUUAAAAAUCUGAUUAUUUGUAACAAACACAUACCUCCUAUUAGAUAAUCAAACUUUUUAUGUUUUUGAAACUUGCAUUUUUCUAUCCAGUUUAAUGUGCAGUCUUGAUGCAUGUGCUUUAUUAUAUUGUAUUUAGUUCUAGAGAAAUUCCUUAAUGGUUGAUUUGAAUUUACUGUUUAGUUUCAUUUUUAUAUUCUAUAAAUGAACAAAGAUGCUCUGUAGUAUGCUGCCUACCUGAAGAUGUAAAGCAGAUCUUUACAAAUUUAUAGUGGUAUUAGUUCUUGUGAACUCUUAAUGACCAGCUCUUUUUACAUGUAGAGUUGCUGAUUUCUUAGACCUGAGGUCAAAAAUAAAAUUAUGGUUUUUCACCA